Messenger RNA from Monopterus albus (swamp eel), 3529 nucleotides. RefSeq names its product zinc finger protein 239-like. The transcript has 4 exons. NCBI's taxonomy places the organism in Eukaryota, Metazoa, Chordata, Actinopteri, Synbranchiformes, Synbranchidae. Gene Ontology annotation, molecular function: RNA polymerase II cis-regulatory region sequence-specific DNA binding; DNA-binding transcription factor activity, RNA polymerase II-specific. Gene Ontology annotation, biological process: regulation of transcription by RNA polymerase II. Bases 1 to 1911 code for a protein of 636 amino acids. The record is from RefSeq and is a predicted model, not a curated record.
AUGGACUCAGCCAGCGAGAGAGAUGAGGUGAUGGUGUUGUGGAUGAACUUAAACAGUUUCUGCCACCAGUUUUAUGAUCUUCAGGAUUCUGGUGAGCGCAUACGGAUAUGUGCUCGCAUGGAGGCGAUGAUCCGCCUCCGGCCCCAUCUGGCACACCUCCCAGUAAUCGAGGGCAUGCUGCUCCAGGUAAGGGAGCUUAGAGAGGAGGCCUUGUCUGAGACCUAUUGGUCGGACGAUUCUCCCGGGGACACUACACUCAGGGUAGGGGCGUACUCCCUUACUCCUGAGUCCCAGCCCUUGGGGACCUGCCUGAGCCCAGCUGACGCCCAGGACAUUUCUUUUGAAUUAAAAGCCCAGAUGGCCGAUCCACUCUCCUCUCCCUUCGAAGGAACCCGCAGGAAAACGGUGACGUCCCCUCUGAUGCCAGGGGGUCCGGGUGUGCCGACAACAGUGUCCCCGCCAGAGCCCAAAGCAAUCAGUGUGCCAACGGUGAACCGCUGGCCAGGGCCUUUCCUGCUGUUCCUGUUCCUGCCCCUGAGCGGGUCGGCCAGUGUACUGACGCCGCCCCAGAGGCCGCCCUUUGGCAUGAUCGCCAAAACGUCCCCGCUGAGACCAAGAAACCCAGCUGCUCAUCAGGUCAGUCCUCACUGCUGUGAUAAGGCCACGCCCCCUGAGCACCGCCAUGAGGAGUACCAGGCCCCAGAUGUGAGCCCGGAGCACCAGGCCCCAGAUGUGAGCCCAGAGCACAGCAGCACCCUGCAUGUUCAAUGGAGGAAUGAUCAGCGAGGAGCGUCCUGUAGGCAGCAGUGUGCCACCAAUGCAUCUCCUCGGUUUCUGAAACAGGAAGGUCACAGAGAGCCGCCCUCAUACCACUACAGAAUAUUAGAACAGACAGCAGCUAUCAAAGGUGAGCCUGAUGGUGAUGGGUUUAUAACAUCUCCAUCAACCAAGGAGGCUGAGAUCCACUGUGCUAGAAAUGCAGGGCCUUCUGGAAUUCAGCAAGAAGCCCUGAAAGAGUCACUUGAGGUCAUUCAUUGUGAGCAGGAGUGGCCUGAUGAGCAGCAGCACACUAAACCAAACCGGUGCCCCUGUCAGGACCACAAGGACCUUGAUCCCCCUCAGGUUAAAAUGGAAAAGGCUACAUCAUCCAGUCCUAAGGAAGAAAAUGACAAUGAGUAUGACCUCUCUCUUCAGUCAGAGAGGAGGAGUUAUGCUGAGCCACAUGCUUCCAGCCCCACCUAUGACCAGACUCUGUGCAACACAACACUUCACACAGCAGAGGAAAUGAGAAGAGACGCUGAAGGAGAAGGCUGCCGGCUGUCCAGACCGCCCGGAGUUCCUCAGCACUUCUACUUGGAAAAUCCAGACUGUCAACCACCUCAAAGUGAAUAUGGUGAGGACACAGAGGGUGUGGCGAAUGGACAGUCAGUUGAUAAGGUGCACACACUUACAGGAAUGAGGCAAAAGAAAAGGAAAAACUUCACAUUGCACAGCCUGGAAAAGUUCAGUAUUAGAGUGACUGAAGAUGUAAAUGAUCUCACCAGGGAGAGGAGGCACACUUGUCCCAUUUGUGCGAAAUGUUUUAAAGAGUCAAGCCAUUUGAAGGAUCAUGUGAGAAUCCACACUGGCGAGAAGCCAUACCAGUGUAAGGAGUGUGGUAAGAACUUCAGGCAGAGCGGAGCUUUGACUUUGCACAUGAGAAUCCACACAGGGGAACGACCGUACCAGUGCACAGACUGUGGUCGGCGCUUCAAUCGAAAAGGCGACAUGGAGACUCACAGGGUGACGCAUACAGAGGAAAGACCCCAUCUGUGCCUGGUGUGUGGGAAAAGCUUCAAAAGGAAGAGCAACCUAAACACACAUUUAAAGAUCCAUGCAGAGGACACAGUGAAUUACAAUCAGCCGUUGUGAUAGUUUAAACCAUGGAUGUCAUGGAAAACAAGGCUAGUCAUAGACUGUUGACUGCAGUGUACAGUUCAAACAAUCUGUUUUAUAGGAGACAGAGGCAAACAUUUCUAAACUAAUAGAAACUAUUUUAUUAUCCCAGCAACAAAAACAUACAGGGGAUUUGUUUUUGUGCUUUUAACCUGAUGGGGAGAUGAAUUCACCUCUGCAGAUUUUAACAUAAUAUUACAUUGUAUGAGACAGUGUAAAUGUUAGUUUUGCAAUUUUUGUAGUAGUUAUUAAACUGUAUAUCCAUUUUUACUCACAUCACUUAUGUGUGAGCAUUUCAGUGGCGGAGAAACAUUUAAGAUAAUGAACACCAGUAAAAUGCACAAAAACGAAAAUUAACCAAACUCAAAUGGUCAAGUCAUGUGUAAAACUGCUGCAAGCCAAUUUAAGGAUCAGCAAUAAAGCAACAUUAAAAUUGAAAAUAGCACAGUAAACUGGUUAACAGUGAAAAAGAAAUGACAUGUAAUGUGAAAGUGUUGCUCACGUUUCACAAGACUAAUACUUGAGAGUUCCUAUAGGACAUUUAAAGGGGGACAUGGUGCUUUUGUGAUUUUUUUCCCCCUUACUUGGUGGUGUGGUGUCAGACCACAGGCUGUAUAUAAAUAGGGACGACACGUCCCUACUUCCCUCACUAUGCAAAAGUGAAGCCAAAACAUCGUCAAUAUGGCGGCUGCCAUCUUGGCACUUUGCAACCAGAUUCUGUGCCGUAGCGCCAGAGGAGAUGAAUGAUUUAUCAGACCUUCAAUCCAAUCCCGCUUCAAAUAACGUAUUAAAAAAAACGUACCAGAAAAAUUACUUGUACACAUAUCGUGAUAAUAUCUAGCAAACCACUGACAUGACCUCUGGGAAAAAUUGAUUUGUACUUUUUAGUUUGGCUCAUGUCCCAUCCACUAACAUGGAAGGGGUAUGAUUUGUAUUGCAACCAGCCACUAGGGGGCGAUUGUAGCUUCACUUCUGGGAGCUGCUGUGGCGGCCAUAUUUAUGUAUAGCCAGUGUGUCAGACAUGCACAUUAAAUGUUGGCAGAGUUUGAAAACUUCAGGGGACCACUGAGAAAAAUGCCAGUAAGGGGGAAAAAAAAACUCUGCUCCCCCACCGCUGUGAUUGGCUUGUUUGAGAUUAGCUCUGUACUUCCAUCUCAGAUUCUACUCUUUUUGUUUUAUAGAAUUUAACUUUACUGUCUCGUUUACACUCAGACCUGUUCCCAGAUGCAGUGGGCAGCUGUUUUCAGCAACAAAGCUCUGAUUAAACCCAAUGUACAGCACCUGCUCAGUAGACAAAGUUGGCAAACAGCUGGUGAACAGUGGAGCAUUUAGCAGCUGAAGAGCCACAUACAGUAUUUUCUUGAGGGUUGGAGCAGAACAGAGCUUGGAGAGUGGAAAUGACACUUGUCCCUUAUUUGUGCAGAAACAUCCUUCCAAAUAAAUGCUGUUUCUCCUUAUGCUAAGCAGCUGUUUGCUAAAACGUCAGCCAAAUCAACUUUACAUACUGUAUAUGGUGGUGUUGUGUUUAUAGCUUGUGUUGUCUCAGGUGGCCAAAUCAAUUAAUACAGGUUGGAAUAAAGUUAUAUAAAUAAAG